Molecule: messenger RNA, 5921 nt
Organism: Mesocricetus auratus (golden hamster)
Lineage: Eukaryota; Metazoa; Chordata; Mammalia; Rodentia; Cricetidae
Gene: Cacnb4
Product: calcium voltage-gated channel auxiliary subunit beta 4
Exons: 14
Coding region: 476-1897 (473 amino acids)
Biological process (GO): neuromuscular junction development; chemical synaptic transmission; calcium ion transmembrane transport
Cellular component (GO): voltage-gated calcium channel complex
Molecular function (GO): high voltage-gated calcium channel activity; protein binding
Source: RefSeq, a predicted model, not a curated record
UCCUAGCUCUGUCACCAGUCUGUGGUUGAGGAAGGCUUUUGCUUUUUAUGCUCUGUAUUUGGGAGGCAGAUAAGAUGCCAGGUCUGGGCUGCCUCUGGGGAUAACUUCACCCUGUAUGAUGUGAAUGAAUAGCAUCUUGCCUGGUAAAUUCACAGCAAUUGAUAAAGCAGGCGCAGCUCUCCCAAAAGAGGCCUUUUCUUUUUUAGCUCUGGCUGUGGUCUCUGCAGCAAUUUUGUUUUUGCCUUAAAAGAGGUGCUGUGGAUUAUCAGACCUCCAUGUAUGACAAUUUGUACCUGCAUGGAGUUGAAGACUCGGAGGCUGAAGAAUAAUGUGCUGUGUUACCCAAGAUGGUGUGAACAGAGCUUCAAGUCAAAUGGAGAAGACUAGGCCUAAAUAGCUGAGCCGGUGGAGUGCCAGAUAAAGCCACACCUGGAGUGCCACGUCCUCAGCAGUCCCUCUCAGUGCCAAUGCAUUUAUGGCUGGUUCAGCAGAUUCCUAUACAAGCAGGCCAUCGGAUUCCGAUGUCUCUCUGGAAGAGGACCGGGAAGCGAUUCGGCAAGAGAGAGAACAGCAAGCGGCUAUCCAGCUUGAGAGAGCGAAGUCCAAACCUGUGGCAUUUGCUGUGAAAACGAAUGUGAGCUACUGUGGUGCCCUGGAUGAGGAUGUGCCCGUUCCCAGCACAGCCAUCUCCUUUGACGCCAAGGACUUCCUUCACAUUAAAGAGAAAUAUAACAAUGACUGGUGGAUAGGAAGGCUGGUGAAAGAGGGCUGCGAGAUUGGCUUCAUCCCAAGUCCACUGCGGUUGGAGAACAUACGCAUCCAGCAAGAACAGAAAAGAGGCCGAUUCCAUGGCGGGAAAUCGAGUGGAAACUCAUCCUCCAGUUUGGGAGAAAUGGUGUCAGGAACAUUUCGUGCGACCCCCACGACAACAGCAAAACAGAAGCAGAAAGUGACGGAGCACAUUCCUCCUUAUGAUGUGGUGCCAUCAAUGCGUCCUGUGGUGUUAGUGGGGCCAUCUCUGAAAGGUUAUGAGGUAACAGACAUGAUGCAGAAAGCCCUCUUUGAUUUCCUGAAGCACAGGUUUGAUGGGAGGAUAUCAAUAACAAGAGUGACAGCUGACAUUUCUCUUGCUAAGAGGUCUGUCCUCAACAAUCCCAGCAAGAGAGCAAUAAUUGAACGUUCAAACACCAGAUCCAGCUUAGCGGAAGUACAGAGCGAAAUCGAAAGAAUUUUUGAAUUGGCAAGAUCUUUGCAACUGGUUGUUCUUGAUGCAGACACCAUCAAUCACCCAGCACAGCUCAUAAAAACGUCCUUAGCCCCCAUCAUUGUUCAUGUGAAAGUCUCGUCUCCAAAGGUUUUACAGCGGCUGAUUAAGUCCAGAGGAAAGUCUCAAAGCAAACACUUGAAUGUUCAACUGGUGGCAGCCGACAAACUGGCCCAGUGCCCGCCUGAAAUGUUUGAUGUUAUAUUAGAUGAGAACCAGCUUGAGGACGCAUGUGAACAUCUGGGCGAGUACUUGGAGGCAUACUGGCGUGCCACCCACACAAGCAGUAGCACCCCCAUGACCCCACUGCUGGGGCGGAACGUGGGCUCCACAGCCCUUUCACCAUAUCCCACAGCAAUCUCUGGAUUACAGAGUCAGCGGAUGAGGCACAGCAACCAUUCUGCAGAGAACUCUCCCAUUGAAAGACGAAGCCUAAUGACCUCUGAUGAAAAUUACCACAAUGAGAGGGCUCGUAAGAGUAGGAACCGAUUGUCUUCCAGCUCGCAGCACAGCCGAGAUCACUACCCUCUGGUGGAAGAAGAUUACCCUGACACAUACCAGGACACUUACAAACCCCAUAGGAACCGAGGCUCACCUGGGGGAUACAGCCAUGACUCCCGACAUAGGCUUUGAGGCUGCCGAAACAAACAAACAAAAAUACUCCUCUGUUGACAAUUUGCCAUAGCACUGCUAGGAUAAACCCAUCAUCGUAACUUGGCAAGUGUAGCACAGUAUCUGCUGUGCAGGUGGGCUUUUGUCAUUUGAUCUAAGGGGCAAGAAUUAAGUAGAAGUACAUAAUGCCCUUGAGUCUAGAUGGGUAUUAGAUGCCCAAUCAUAUAGGUAUUUUUAAGUGCUACAUUUACAUGAUAACAGUACCUUUUGUUUUCUUCAUAGAUUUUAGACACAUCAAUUUGUAAUUCAGGGUACUUAUCAAGGCACAUAUAAAAUAAUUUCCCAUGUAGGAAAUUCCAAAUGACCAGUUCCAGUUGGAACCAAUUUAUAAACCAAUUCCUGUUGGAAUUUGGGUGAAUUGACUGGAAAGUCUACUUGAGCAUGUUGAAAUCAAUUGAAAAAUCAGAAAAAAAACCCAAUAAGAAAAUCAAAUUACCAAUAGAAACCCAAAACCAGUUGUGCUAUUUAUUUGCUGGAAGGUAAAUUUACACUUCAAUUUGGAAUGUAUAAACAUUUUAAUAAUAUGUUAAUGUUGCCAGGAUGACCUUCCAAACUUACCAAAUGUAUUGAUAGUGCCCCCAAAUCUCAGAAAUUCUAAUGUAGAAAUUCUAUAAUCGCCUCAGAUUUUAAUAUUUUUAUUUUUCCUGACACAGCUGUUGUACUCCAAGUACUUUGCUUUUUGUUCAGUCAGUACUGUUAGCCAGUUCGAAGCUGACAAAAUAAAGGGGGAAAGGAGCUUAUCACCAAUGAGAAUGAUCAAGAGAACUGAAGCAUGGCUUGUUAUAGGAAAUAGAAAAUGAGGUGUCGUUCCUUCUGUUGUCAGUCUGCGUACAACUACACACAUCUGGAGAUCUGCAGUCAGAGAGCAGAGAUGAGGCCAGACAUUUUGGGUACAAAGGUAAUGGGCUCCAGAUGGGAAGCCAUCCAUCCCACUGCUCACCAACACUGGCUCAGGAGUUCCACUAGCACAGCUGGUGUCUCUCCCUAACUUCACCCAGUCUCUCUUUGAAUACAGAGAAGGUUGUAGCACUACACCACAGUUUUUAAUCAAACUAACAACUUUCUGUUUGCUUUUCAUGGACAUAAUACAAUUAGGUACUGAAAGUUAUGUUUUCACAAGAAAAUCUAAUUGGGAAAAGUUAAAACACUAUAUUAAAUUCUUGCAGGAAAAAAAACCCGACAGAGUGAGGCACUUGUAAUGCAGGGCCUUCCAGAGUUUGGAGACUGCUGUGUUUCAUUGCUAGUGGACAGUCUUUAGAUGGGACUGGUGACCCAUCUCCUAAAGAGUAAAAAGGACUUUAAUCCAAGAAAUGAUUGAAAUUGACUUUUAUACAAGAAACACGUGUCUUUAUAAAAAGACUUGUUUCUAAAAUGACACAAUGCAUGUGUUUUCUAAAACCCCAGUUGGAGCUAGACAUAAUGGUCUCUUUCUACUAAUAAAUGCCUUGAAGUCAAUUUUUGAAAACAAGGAUAAUUAAUUUUAUAUCGUUAUUUUUCUCCAAAAUGUCAAGACCUGGGCCCUCAAAACUAUGUACCAAUUCAUUAGUUUCCUAAUCUAGGGAAAAGUUUCAUAUUCUUGAUCAGUUUUUCCUAUCUUGAAGCCCAUCAACCUCAUGUCCCUCCCUCCCUCCCUUUGUCUCGACUGUAUGUGCAACCGUUAUGAACCUGCUUACCCGAUAAUGAGGCUGCCUGAAAUUUUGUAAGUCAUCUCAAACAUUUGAUACAUUUAAACAUGGGCUCAGUAAAAUGGACAAGCUGACAUAUAAUACUGGCUUGUGAAGCUCUUUGUCAUCUAGCGAAGCUUACAGAAUUUUCUGUUAAGACAUUUAAGAGAGCUUUAUUCAUUGGGCUCUUUAAUAACCAUAUAAUCUUCCAUUAUUGAAUACUUUGCUAGAGCACAGAAGAGCAUUUUCCAGCAAACAAACUAUAUUUAUUACAUGUAUAGCACAUAUUUGCAUGAGAAACAAAACAUUAGCCAAACAUUUUCCUGUCUGCUUUCCUGGUUUCUUGUUUGUGCGCAUUAAAGCAUUCAAUUGCAGAGAGUGCAGUGGGGUGUAUAAAUUUAGAAUAGACUGCUGUUCAGCUUUUUCUGCAGUAGCAUUAGCAAUUUGGUCAUUUAACUACUUUAAGAUAUUUAUAUUUUAUGGCGGGUAGCUGUAACAGUAUUAUACAUAUUUCCUAGUCAACAGGGGGACCGUUUCUUUCAACUUUGAAGAGUCACUUGUUUUUCAAGCCUCUCUAGCUUUUCUCUUUUUCCCCUUUUGCUCUUCCAUGUUAUGCGGAAAGAGGGAGGCCCAUUUAUUCUGUGCACAAAAGUCAUCUGUUAUUUGCCAUUCAAAGUCCAUACCUAUUUUGCUUUGCAGUUCUAUUCAAAAGCUAAUAAUGUUGGAAAGGGUAAAAUAUGUAUUUUUGAUGGAUGUAUUUACUAUUUUUCUUUAUUUUGACAUAUCCUUCAUCUUCCUCUUAUAAUAAGUUUUUUUCUUCCAAAUGAAGAAGAGAUAGACUCUUCUUUCUUUCUAAAGGUUGAGUUGCUUGUAUAAAUGUCUAAAAUCUAGAUAUAUACUAAACAAAAGUUUUAUUUCCGCCAAGCAUACCAGGAACCUCUAGGAAAAACAUAUUCCACAAAUACUAUGUUUGAUUCAUUUCACUCAAAAUGGAAAAUGAUGACAAGCAGGAGGAAUAUUUCUAUAUCGUUUGAGGCUGUUUUCACUUAUAGAAUAGUCCAUGUUAAAAUUCUGUGAUUUUUUAAUGAUGUGUAAUAAUGCAGAUUUGUCCAACAAUGUGGAAAUGUGCUCCUGGAAAAGGAAGAAAUGCAAUUUGUGGGUCCUUGUGCUUAUUUCCAAGGCUAUAAAGUCACUCCAAUAUCAUAAUCAACACUGUUGCCUUGUUCAUGCUAACACUUAACAACAUCGUGUAGUGGUGUUUGUAAAUGACUGAUGACUCACCCUCAUCUGUAUAUAGCUCUAAUGGGGAGAAGAUUUGGAUUGUUAUCAAUUACACUUAUGAUCUUUCCUAAAAAGAGUCUCGAUUGUGUGACUUUAUAAAUCAUUGCAUUUCAUUCUUAAUGGAAUGAAUUUUAAAGUCUGAAAUGAAUUGAGACAACUAUUAGUUCCGCUUUUAAAAAAUGUGUUACUUACGCCAACUAUUAUUGUUGUUUGCAAAAUGUAUUUUUAGAAUGUUAACCUCUUUUCAUACCUGCAUACUUGAACUUGUCUUUUGUGUGGGGGCCUUACAUUUCAUAAUAGAGAAUGGGGGGAGUAAAAAGGGAAUGAAGACAAGGAAAUUGUGGCAAAAGAUAGCUCACAAUCUUCAGAUCUUUAAACGAACAUAUCCCAAAAUAUAGAGACACAGUAUGUCAGUUAAGAAUGUUUUCUAGGCAACCUUAAUUUGCAAGCUUGUAUAUUUUCUUAUAUAAUUUUAUUUUGAUAUUUGCUAAAAAACAACAACAAAAGAACACAAUACCACCAUACAAAUUGCCCUCUCUAAUGAUAUAUAUAUACUACCUCUUCUCUAGAGAAAACAGUCGUCUUUAAAGGGAAAAGUCCUGGUCCUAGAGUGUCUGUUCUGCCAACAUUGCUGCAGUUAAGUGCUUAAAAGUGUUAAAUAUGCCUGCCCUUUAGAUGUUACAUGGUUUUCAAAUGCGCUAACCACGAUUUCAUUUCUUCCAUAUUAGUAAGGUUUUCUUGGAAUUGACUCAUGGCUUAUCAUGAAGUGAGUUUAAUUUAAUAAGAAGCCAUCCUAGGGAACAAAGCAAACUGAAAGGAACUACCUCUGUGUGAAAAGUGUCACCUAUAGCUCAAGGUCUGAGGAAGAGAAAUCCAGAGACUUGCUGUUUAAACGCAGAGUGGUUUGAUCCUUGACUUGUAUGGGCACCGAGGGUAUGCUGUAGGCAAUUACUGGGUAUGCAUCUGCAUUGUCUAGAACUCUUAUGUAAUUGGAACAAAGUUCAUUUCAAUGUUUCAAAUAAAUGCUUAUGUAACCUUUA